AGUUAUUAAUGUUUCCGCAGGAGUGCGCAUUGUUUGUAUAUAACUUAUAUAACCUAUAAAUGUGAUUGUUUACUCAUAUUUUAAAUAUGUGAAGAACUAAUAGGAUUUAAAAAUCAUGGAUAAUGAGGAUAAAGUAGCAAUGGAAAGUGAACAAUCAGAUGAUGAAAAGUCUGAUAUAUCAUUAAAAAUAGUUGAGGAUAGUCCGAAGAAAAAACAACAUCACGAAAUUACCCCACAGGAUAAGGAAAUUCUUUCCAAAUUUGAAACUGAAUUUGAGGAGAAGUUGCAGGAGAAAGCUGAGAAAAAUAAAUUGACUACAUUCAAUGUGAAGAGGAUUCUGAAAGAUGUUGUGACAAAUGAGCAUGUCAUAGCAUUAGUGAGAAAAGCUAACAAUCCGGAUGAGAAUAUACCAUUACAAUUUGAACCUAAACUUACAAGAUCAACUGCAAAGAAACUGUUUAAAACACAACCAGUAAAUGUAUGGAGCUCUAAAAAUUCUGAAACUCAGGUUCUGAUAAGCGAAGAACUAAAUGAAGAUUCAUCUGGGGAUGAAUACAUUCCAACUUAUGAGAGUGAAGAUGAUAGGGAAAGUUCAGUUGCUAGUAAUGAUGUUGGUUCUCCAAAAAACAAGUGCAUUAAAACAGCUUGGUCAGAAGAUGGUAUUUUUAAAGUACCUCAUAAGAAGACAGCAGAAGAAAUUGAGGAAGAAGCCAAUAUUGCUAGGAGAACAAGAUCUAAAUUAUCUUUAAGUGAUAAAUCGUUAGAAUUUUUAGCAGAAUCAUUUGUACCACCUGACAUACCACCAGAUUGGCUUCCUGUUGAUUGUGAUGAUGAAUAUUGGGCGCAAUUUUUGACAGAAUUUACUAAGCCAUUGGAUGAAGUUAGUAAAAUAGAAGAUGAAGAUCAUGAUCCUGAAUAUAAUGUAUUGGCAGAUGAAGAAAUUGAUAAAGUGGAUAAAGAAGAGUUAAGAGCUGAUAAAGGAGUGAAGGUUUCAAAGAAAGAGUUAAACGCUUUAAUUUCCGAACUUGCCGAACUCGGCGAUUAUGCCUAUAACUAUGAGAUCGAACAGCAGCGUAAACAGCAGUACAUUGAACAGUCUGCAAAUCUUUCUAUUUCAGAAUCGGAGAGUAUCGUUAUGGUUCGGCCGUCUUUAAACGACGAAUUGGUUAAUGCUAAAGUUACUAUUCUACCUGAAAAUUUUGAAGCUUUUGAUGACCACCAAUAUCCGCUCUUACAACAACAAAUGCGACAACAUGUACAAAUGCUUACUCAGUGUUUUCUAUUGACUUAUGAACAUCCUGAGUUCAAUACACUUUCUUCCAAUUGCACUGAAUCUUUGAAUGAAUUACUGCAAGCAAGUAAUGGAAAUGACAAAUCGUUUUUUAACUCUACGAAUUUGUUAAGUGCUCUAUCUUUAAUUAAACAAUGGGAAGCCAAAUUUGAAACUAAUGAUGCUGAGGUUGUUCAGUACAAAGAUCAUGUGAUGAGGAUCAUUUGUGAAACGAGGCAAGCUAAGAAAUCUGGUAUUACUUACAUACCGACGUUUCCAAGAUAUUUAUUGCAAACAGUAUGCAAUAGCGAUGUGUUCUUAUAUCCAAUGCUUCUACCGAGAAUACCUUUCAAACCUUCGAAUACAUUCGGACGAAGAUUAUUUAUUAUAGAAUCAGAGGCUGAACUGAUUGCACAUGGCUUGGAACAGUUUUUGCCAUUUAUGAAAUUCCAGAAGAAUCACUUGAAUUCGAAAGGUGAAGUGCGUUUGAUAGAUGCGAGCAACUACAUUUCCAAAUAUCUAAUGCCUCACUUAUCUGCACGAAAAAUAUAUCGGUACAUAUUAGUGCACAAGAAAAGUAAAUUCAAGAAUCCAAUAAAGCAAUUCUUUGAAAAGAACAGAUCUACUCCGCCGCUACAUUAUGUGGCGCCUUUGGAUCAAUUUAUGAUUCUACCGCCAUGUCAAAGGAGUAUGGAGCAAUUACCACAUCAGUGGAGGGAAUUUUUGUAUCCGCAUUCGAAAAUAUCCAAGCACACGAAAGCUCUUAUUAUUUCACCGCUAUUCGUUACAUCACCUGAACCAUCGACGAAAGACUUUUUUAAGAAGCGGAAAAUUGAAAAUAGUACUUUAAUAUCCCCUCAAAAAAGGAAACGGACAGAUGAAAAUAGUUAUGUACAAUCUGAGGUGUUGAUAUCGUCUUUGGAACCAGUAGAGAAGGCCAAGUUUUCAACAACAAUAUUCUCAUUUAGCAUUACUAAAAACGUGCUAAAAAAUAAUGUGAAUUUAAAUACAAGCAAGUUAAUGGAAAAAGCUAGUGCCAACAAAUUGGUUUAUACAUCAAUAAAGCAUGUUUAUUUAGCUUGUGAUUUGCUUGAAGUUGUAUUUAAAUGCUCAAUACUUAUAAAAAUCAUGCCUGUUGAUGAAAAUGAAGGUGUCUUCACUGAAUUGUUUUCUGAAAAAUUGGAUGACAAAGUUUCAUUCCAAAAUGCAAAGUUAAAUGAUAUGAAAUUGGAGAUUAUGUUGAAAGAAGAUGUACAGGAUUCUGAUAAGAAAGUGGUGGAGGUGGAGGAACCAGUAAAAGACAAUUUGGAUGAUAUUAAUGCAUUGAUGGUGGCAAGUACAACUAUAAAAUCUAGUGAAGGUCGACGAAAGCCAACAGGGGCUGAGAAGAAGAGGGCCAAAUUAAGAAGAGAUUAUAAUGCAACCUUACGUAUGUUAAUACCUGAAGAGGAAGAUGUUGUAGCUGAAAAAACUGAGAGAUUUGUGCAAGCUUUUUAUGAUAAAGUGCGGGAAAGAUUAGAUUUGCACGAAUAUCAUAGAUUCAUGGAGGUAUUGAAUAACUUUGAUGAAAUGUAUGAUUCCGUUACCGAUCUUUAUAAUAAAAUUGAAAAUAUUAUUAGCGAUAAACAUCCUGAUAUUCUGGAUGAAUUCCUUACGUUUUUCACAAGUUUGCAGGCGAAAAGCAUUGGAAAAUUAAUACCACACUUGGUAAUGAAUAAUAUGGCUUUGUUUCUGCACAAACUUGAGAUGAUUUUCAAAGAUCAGCCAUCACAAGUUAGGAAGAUUUAUAGAUGUUUAACAGAAUUGGUUGCAAUGCAGAACGUUUCAAUGGAUCAUGUUAAGAGCACAAUUUUACCAUUGUUGAAAGGAAACAAUUUAUUAAUUGAUUGGUUCUUGCAAAUAUUCCCUACAGAAAAACCUCCAGAAAGAUUAAUGAGAGGUUCAUGGGAAAAGAUGGAGAUGACAAAUGAUGAUCAUUAUGAGAUGAUCACGAUACCUGACGUUGAAGAUCCGUAUGGAGGUCCAACUUGCAUCUGCCAAUGCCAUAACGUGGAAGAUCAAAUAUUUAAGUCCCGAUCAAAGCAUUGUGUACCUUGUGGUACGAAAUUUAUGCAAGGCAGAGUUUAUGUACAAACAAGUAGAGGUCUUAGAUUAGCGAAAGUUAUAUUUGAAGAUAACAAUGUGGAUCAUUCAGCUCGUUUGGCUUGUAAAGUAAAAACGAAAAGAAGGGAGAGUCCAGUAAAGCAGAUAUCUCCUGGAAAAGACAGUCAGUGCAGUUCUGACGAUGAGCCUGAUAAGAAACGAGUGCUGAAAACGCCAAAGAAAAGGAAACCUAAGAAGAUUACACCAAAAGUCGAAGCGGGAUGCUCGAAGCAAGUGUUAGAAGAAAAGGAAGUUGUUGAAGAGAAAGAUGUGCAAGCAGAGGUUCCGCAGGUGGAACAAAUGAAUGGCAAUACUAGCGAUUCUAGUAUAAAUGAAAUAAAAAUACCUGUCGAGGAGAAUGUCGAGUGGGAUUGUAACACAUCUAUAGAGUCAAUCGAGUUGAAGAUGAGCGCAGAAUCAGAGAGCGACUUUUGCGAGGAGACAUCUCAAGAUAAUAAUUCUGAUAGUAUGGGUUCAGAAUCUGAGCCUAAUUCGCCGACUUUUCCGGAAAUACAAUGGGCGAGGGAGGAGGAUAAGAUUAUAUUGGAGAUGUUCCAGAAGGAGACCGACAAGGAUGUGGCAUUCCAAAGAAUUGCGAACGUCUUGCAGAAUCGAAGCAUCGCUCAAAUCAAACAGCGAUUCGAGACUCUCAUGAUUUUGUUAAGGGAAAUGACGAAAAACAACAAAGUGUAAUUAAAGAGUUUACUGAAAUUUAAAAUAGAGAUCUAUUUCGUAUAAUUGUGAUGUUAAUGUUAAUAUUAUUUAUUUUCUAUGCUACUAAUUAGUAUUUAGUUUCUAGUUGUGGACAAUUUCCAUAUAUAACCAAUAAAGUGUUAUUGUAUUAUAGAAAGUUAUAUAGUUUGU
Molecule: messenger RNA, 4276 nt
Organism: Nicrophorus vespilloides
Lineage: Eukaryota; Metazoa; Arthropoda; Insecta; Coleoptera; Silphidae
Exons: 11
Coding region: 116-4105 (1329 amino acids)
Biological process (GO): regulation of DNA-templated transcription
Cellular component (GO): nucleus
Molecular function (GO): transcription coregulator activity
Source: RefSeq, a predicted model, not a curated record